Messenger RNA from Melampsora larici-populina 98AG31, 492 nucleotides. RefSeq lists its product as uncharacterized. The transcript has 2 exons. Lineage: Eukaryota; Fungi; Basidiomycota; Pucciniomycetes; Pucciniales; Melampsoraceae. The record is from RefSeq and is a predicted model, not a curated record. Bases 1 to 492 code for a protein of 163 amino acids.
AUGACUACUGCUACUACCGCUACGACCACUCACACUACCUCCGCAACCCAUCGAGCAAAUUGGCCACCUCGUCGCAGUAGUGCCGAACCUCAACCAAGUAGACCCGAGAGUGUCCCAACUCGAACCAACGUACCCCAUCCAUUUCCUCCUAGAAACACGUCAAGUUCUGGACGUGGUUCGAUUGUAGGGAGUACCACUUCAGGGCCUGGUCCACCUCAUCCGACCUCUGUUCCUAUUGGACCUAGAAGUAGUGGGAUUCGAAAUGAAAGAGCUAGAUAUGAAGGACCAUCACUAAGUCCUUCUUCACAUCGUGUUCCAAGAGCACCGGCUUCUAUGUCUUCUUCUAUACCAGCUACGUAUGGUGGUAGUAGUGGUGGUAGAGGUAGAGCAAAGAUCCGAGGAUCAGCACAUCAAUAUUGGGGUAAUCCUAAUGGUAAUGGCAGUGGUAAUAGAGGAGGAGGUAGUAAUAGUAGUAGUAGAAAUGAAAGAUAA